Paramuricea clavata is the source of this 769-nucleotide messenger RNA. The record is from the annotation of a GenBank genome assembly. Lineage: Eukaryota; Metazoa; Cnidaria; Anthozoa; Malacalcyonacea; Plexauridae.
AUGAAUAUCGAUGUUUUAAGUCCAUCGAGCGAUAGUUCAUCGGAUUCAAGAACUUCAAGUUCUUCAGGUGAGAGUUUAGAUGAAUUUCAUAGGAAUAUUUUACAAGGGGCGAAGUUCUGGGCUACCAGUUUGAAGCUAGACGAAAUACUAACAGCGUCAGUGCUGAAUUAUCUGACAAUGAAGACGACCAAAGUAUGUCGAUUGACGAGGAAGAAUCGUUCGUUCGUUUGGGUAAUCUUGACUGGUAAAACAUCAUAAUUUGUGGUUUAUAUUGACGAAUUGAAUUUUCGUGUUCUUGAAUUAUGUCAUUCCCAGCAUAACUAUUUGUUAUUGUUAGGUGUUUAUGUGAACAUUGUCAGAUAAUGGAUAGAGAGGAAGAAUGCAUGCGUCUGUUGUCAUGAAAUUGAACAGGUCGCUGAUAAAAAUCAAGAAGUUAUGGAAUACGCAAAGCCAACCCUGCCAUAUAAUUGCAUAACAGAUAAUCCAGGUUUCCAUACAGUCUCAGUCUGUUUAGAGUAGAUGGGUUUUACAGGCUGCUUGGUUGGACUAUAAAGAGCAGUAUGGAAGUACAGCAUAUGAAGGUCCUGAGCACAAAAUCUCUCGCCAUGUCGCAUACCGCCAGCUAGUGCGAUGGUGUUGGGGAGUGUUUGAGAAAGAAAUACGAGUUGUUCUUCCAUCUUGUGCUGUUAGCUGCAUUCAAGCCCACUUUCCACCUCCAAGUGAUGAAGAUGACUUUGAGUUUGUUGGAUUUCGCUUUGCUGAUGAAUAA